UCGUCGUUCGAAUAAAAUGACACGCAAUAGCGAGGAACCAAUAAAAAACGACGCGCAAAUACAUGAGUUUUAUAAAUCAAGUGCAUAACUUACAAAUGAUUUUGUGUAAUCUGACCCUUUCAUUUAAAAAAAAAUAUGUUUUUGAAACUGUUAUGUAUAGCGCGUAAAAAUGAUUGUUUUGAUGUUGCAUGAAGGCAUGACCACGGCGUGACUUCCAUGCCCUGCGUUCCUACGGAAGGGCGUGCGGAAUGCGGAUUACGUUUACUAUGAAUGAUUUUAUCUCUUUCUAAACUCGUGUAUCUGUGAAUGACCGAGUGUAAUAGCGAGCGUACCAAAUUAUGGAUUGAAAAGCGUUUGUUGUUGUAUUUUGAUAUUAGAACCGCAUUGCUGUGGGGUUAUUGCCGUUAUCACGUCCAAAAAUCGUAUCAGUUUAAUAUAGGCGGUCAUAUGGCGCCUGCAGGACUAUUCCCAAUGCGGAUUAGUUACGCCGUUCGAUUUGUCGAGCGCCUUACUAUUUACGCACUAUUGAAAAGAGAUAGUACGUAUUUUUAGUCGCGUCGACGGUGUGACGAGUGACGAGUGACUUUCAUCACAGUACGUAAACAACUUCAAGGUUAUCCGUUGUGUUUGUGCCAGUGCUGAUGCGGAGACGCUGACAUGGCUGCAAUGGUGGAGGGCGCCGUCGUGCGUCAAGGCCACCUUCGGAAGUUAAAGACGAUGAAGAAGAAGUAUUUCGUGCUUCGCGCGGAAACCUCGGAGUGUUCGGCGAGGCUCGAAUACUACGAAUCGGAGAAGAAAUUUCGGUCUGGAGCUGCUCCUCGCCGCGUCCUGCUGCUGAAGAGCUGCUACAAUAUAACGCGGAGAUUGGACUUGAAACAGAAACAUGUGAUAGCUUUGUUUACUAAAGAAGAACAAUUGUGUAUAGUGGCUGAGAAUGAGCAGGAUCUGCACGCCUGGCUCACUGCUAUUCUUAAACAGUUCAGAACAGAUGAUGCCAGCGAUGAGCUCUUGCAUCCCAUACAACAUGUAUGGCAAGUGAACGUCCAGAAGAAAGGUCUGGGUGCGUCAAAAAACAUCCAGGGACUGUACAAUCUGUGUUUAACGGACAAGACCCUGGCCUUGGUCAAGAUUAAGAGUCUGAACAACGUGAUCAGUGACCUGGGGAUCCCGGAGAGGGUCGAGUACUCCUUGAAGAACAUCAGACGGUGCGGCGAUUCCGAGUGUUUCUUCUACAUGGAGGUGGGCCGGCAGACGGCCACCGGCGCCGGCGAGCUGUGGAUGCACUCCGACGACUCCAACAUAGCACAGAGCAUGCACUCCACGAUAUAUCACGCCAUGAGGAACUGUGCCAAGGAGACGGAGAACGAAAAGGAUCACAUCGUGAUAUCCAACAAGAACCUGAUGGAGGGCUCGCACCCGCUGCCCGCCCGGAGGCAGACCUACUCCGACGGCCGAGGGCGGGCGGGCUUCUAUAACGACAAGGGCCUGUGUGUCGGGUCGUGUAUACGGCAGUGUGUGUGUGCGGCCAACACUAUAGACGACUCGGCAGCGGCCGUGGCUCCUCUCACACCACUCACACACGCGGACACGGGCCAGUCCACCCACCACCGUACUGGGUCCUUGCCCUCGUGCCCGGUGCCGCCGUUCGAGGCGGGUGCCGAGGGCGGGUCGGAGCGACCCAGGGUGCACCAUGGGCGGACGCACUCCGCGCCCCUCACCGGCGAGGAGCUGGACAAGGCGCUGUACUCCAGGACUAACGGUACGGACGGGCGGCGGGCGCCCUGGCUGCGCCGCGCCAGCACGGGCACCAGGCUGGCCAAACUGUCCCCGGCUCACACCACCAACUCCAGCUCGCUCCGUAAACGAUGCGACACGAUGCCGACCCGAGCCAGCAGCGGACUCGACCUGGAGCGAGGAGGAACCCUCAGGGACGAACGGGACCCGCUACACUCCAGUUUAGAAUCAUCACGAGACGACAUCGACUCGAUAUCGGAGUGGUAUCGGACGCCGCGGAUACCGGAGGAACCCGACUGCUGCGAUGUCAUGUCCAAAGACUUCAUGAGCAUGACGACCCGCGGCAGUUCCAUCGCUCACUCGCGGACCUCGUCGACAUGCGUGGAGGAGGCGGAGGUGGGGUCGGGGUCGCCCGCGCUACCUGAGGGGUACAUGCCCAUGGGACCCAUCCACGACCCUCUCCCACUGGUCUCCUCAUCCGGCUCCGUCUGUAGCGGGACGCCCUCCACGGACCCUAGGUUCAGCGAGUAUCAACUGGAGCCAGCCACGGCUCACAUCGCGGAGGAGCGGUCGACGCGCGCCUACAGCGUAGGCUCCCGGCCCGCGGCCAGAGCCGAGCCCGCCAGACUGCGCGCGUACAGUGCGGGCGCUAGACGCAAGCCCCUGCCGCCCGCCACGCGCCCGCAGCACGUCCCCCACACACACACACACUCGUACCCCCGGGCCUCCGCGGACGACCUCAUGGAGCUCGACUUCUCCUCCAACUCGCCCGCGCCGAAGGUUAUAGUCGCUCGCACGCCGCCGGCGACCGGGUUCAUGGAGUCCAGUCGUCGCAACGUGGACGAGUACGUGGACAUGUCGCCGCGAAACGCCGGGUACGUGGAGAUGAGGCCCGGGGAGCCGCCGGCCGCCUCCACCCCCGGGCCCGCCGCCCCCGCCACGCCCGACGGGUACGUGGAGAUGACGUACGGCCGCGCGCCUACCAGGCCCAUCGCCAUAGGAGCUCCUCGACAGCCGCCGCCCGCGGUCGGCUGCGGCUCGGGCUCCGGGCCGGGGUCGCCGGACGAGCGCCGCCGCCGCCGCGAGCCACGCACCCCGCUCGGCUCCCAGACCCUGUUCCACAUGUCGAUGGAGUCGCCGUCCUCCCCGGGCGAGGCGGACGACGACGACGACGACCACCACCACCUCAGCACGGUCCGCGAGCUGGUGGAGCCGCGCGCCGCCAGCCCGGAGCCCUCCUCGCCGCAGUACGUGACGCUGGCCGCGAACCCCCGCCCGGACGAGCUGCGCAAGCUGGGCGGGGCGCUCCACUACGCGUCUCUGGACCUGGAGCCGCGCCGCACGCCGGCCGCGCCCGCACCGCGGCUCUACACACAGAUAGACUUCAUGAGGAGCGAGAAGUACGCGGCGGACGCCACGUAGCACCCACCGCUCGGGACCUGACACACGUGUCAGCGUGCGUCCGUCGUCGUCCUCGCCAGUAACGGAUCACCACAAGCUAUAAACUAAUGUUAUCGUUAUUCGUCUCACGUCGUGUCUCUCGUCUCUCGAACUACCGAUAUUCUCCACGUUCCCUUUCAAUCAUAGAACGGGCUCGUUCGAGAGGCGACGCUUUACUUAAAUAACUGCCAUUAAUGUAGGAUGUGGAGUGACGAGUGCCGCGCGGCGAGUGGCGUGUCGGGGAACUGCGACCAUCCGUGGGCCGUGUGCGACCCGCAGAUAUUACGAAUAUUAUAGGAAAUUAUGGGACGGCGCGGGAUAGUCGACAGUCACCCGCGCGACGCUCGCGGCAGCGGCGGACACGAGGACAGAUAGAGUUCACAGAAUCUUCGAUGUCGCUUGCUUCCGGUUUGAAACGUGUUUGAGAUGAAGGAGCUGUUCUUGAAUGUACAAAUAUAUAGAGAGGGAUCGUUCCUACCCGCUACUGACCGGCGUUCAUACUAACCUGCACGGCGCCGUCUCCGGGGUCUGUGUGUCGGUGACGGGCUCGCACAGCCGCCGGUGCGAGUCGGCUAGCUUGUAAGGUUACACAUCAUUUUGUAGUAAAAUCCUAUUAUGAAAAUAGAGUCGCUGUCCGGCCGAUCUCCGAGUAUAGUCCUCCGAUACAGGCUGCACAGGAUGCGACGCAGAGACGACCGGAGAGAAUAGAGCUAAUAGGAGACAUCAAAUGUUCGACCGCCGAGGAUGUUAGAUGUAAAGUACAGACCCGGCGGCCUUAGUCGGUAACGCAACGGUUGUGAGAGAGGCCUAUAGUAGUGAUGCAGUCCCCCCUUCCCCACCCCCACAAAGUAUACUACCUAUUGUGUUCCUAGGUUACUCGCCCUGUUCAAAGUACUGUGCAAUUUUUACCGGUUUUUUGUUUUUUGUAAAUGUACUUAUAUCUACACUGUUAUAGUUGGUUGUUGGAACUCGUUGGACCCAUUCUGUUAAUUGUUACAAGAAAAGUUACAUCGACAGGUCGACAGGACUCAACACCGACAGUUUUAUAUAUUAGUAUGAGUAAACACCUAGACACGGUCGGUGUUCCCGUCAGCCAUACAAAAUGACUUGACGUCGAAUGUUACGACAGAACAAACCGUACCGAGUGUUGGAAUCAGUCGACCUACGUACCAAAUGUCGACCUGAGCUUGCCCUUUAUCGUCCCUAAAAGUUUUAUCGAUAGUAUAAUUUCUUAAUCGUCGCCUCACUAAUGUCGACAUGCUACUUCCCCCGGUUCCGCCUGUCUGUCAGUGUACCUAGCGUCUCCUUGCCCGCUGUCUCGGCCCUCAUGUGCCUUAACAAAACAUAGUCACAAAUAUAUUAGUGAGUCAGUCGCCGCCGGCGGCCGGAGCUCGUUCGUUCCCGCCCUGUCGGUGUCCGUGGUAACGUUAUGUUGUAGGUUACUCUGUAUAUAGUUGACGUGAGAUUUCAUUAUUAAAUUUAUCUGAUCAAAGCGUUUCAAGUUCUUAUUAGUUUUUGUAUCAUUCGAUGUUUUUAUUUUUUAUUUGUUAUGAAUGUGACGUGUUCAGCGAGAGACAGGUUUUCUUUUGAUAUUUGUUGGCUGAUUUUUUUUUGUUGAGGAUCUAAUCUAAUUAGAUGUGUCGGGUGUGACCCGGGUGUCCCGGGUGAGUCGGGUGUCCCGGGUGAGCCGGGUUCGAAUGUAAUUUGAACAGUAUGAAAUAAUAUGACUCAGAUAGCGCUGCAUAAAGAACAGGCUCAGGCGCGUCAAUUAUGUGUUCAUAUCAUUAAAAAGGAAUAUGGUUUAAUUUAAUGUGUCUGUUUACGCUACACGCUACUGUAACCUGCAGCUUGUUGGAAAUUUUUAACACAAUGGUGUAUAUUAUCGUUUUUUCUGUUAAAUGUUUCUUAAUUGAAAUAGUGAUAAGUUUCUUUUCGGCAUGCACAUGGACUUAUGGUUUACGAUGUUCCACGUGUUGUAACAUUAGUCGACGUUAACUAUUUAUUAUGUUAGAACGUUUCUAUUCCCCCUUAUAAUAUAUGUAUAUAUUGGAAUUGGUGUCUGCUAAAGUAACGCAUACAUAUCGACUACAUACACAUGCUGGAAUAUAUAUGUUACAUUCCUGUUUAUUCGAUUAAUUAAAAAAUUAUAUAAAUGUCAUAUACUUUGGAGAACGGACGAGCUACUCGCGCUUACAAAGCAAGCUAUUAUUUUGAUACAAUUAUAUGCGUUAUAUGUAUGCGGUAUUUUAUGUUAUAUAUAUGUAUGUAUAUUAAAGGAAAAAAAAAUAAAAGAAAAAAAUGUUAUUUAUGUGUAAUGCGGUCAGUUACCGUAUACGUAACAGUGCUGUAUCCCGCCGGUAAUACUCUCGUUGGUAUCAAGUGCUAUUCUUGUCUGACGUGAGCUGUCAAAUGUCAAGUGACAGCUGUCAGGCGUCAGACUGCUGCACAUGGGUUACAUUCCGACGAGCGAUCCGACUAGUCCAGUGUGUUCAAACAUGACCAGUAUCGGUUGUAUAGUUGUAGUACAGAGACGCUUCAGACGACCUCUACACACACGAGAUCACAUUGAAAUAUGUUAAAGUAAUGGGACCUGUAUAAUAAUGCCUGACUGAGUUAACACCAAAUUUUUAUAUUAAAAGUAAUUUAUUACCCUCGUGGGGAAACUAUUUUGUGUAUUUAAAUGAUUAUUAACAUUGGACGGUAGAAUUGUUUCCCUGUUUGUAGAUAAUGAAAUAAAAUGUAGUUAAGCUUUAAAGUAACGUUCCAGGUGACACGGGCUGUCCUCCUCGAUGACACGUGUCUUAAAAUAAAUUAUGGAACUCAUUUCUGAACUGACCGUAUGUGAUUAACGUAGUACAAUUAGGCACGGCCAUUCCUGUUGCAACAUUAUAUAUAAUAUAGACGAAUAUGAUGUCAGUUCGAGCCCUUGUUGUGUUAGUAUGACAGAAGGUGCCUGUCUCAAUGUCAUAAAAAUCCAAUGGCAUAAGUUAUAUAUGACAGUGACUUCAAUCGAGAGCGCUCCUCCCAGCAGAAUGUCGUGUAAGCCGUCGUACAGAGCUAGUGUGCCACCUCGCAAUUAUGUACUAACAUUUUUAGUGUAAAUUAUUAUAUAAUAUUAUACAAUUAUUUUAUUCCACUUAGCUUGUAAGACUUGAUCAGUCUAGAGUCGAGAAGUUAGAUGUAAGAGUGGACGGCGAAUGUGGCGGUAACUGUUCAGAGUGAGACGUUUGGGAAGCUCCUUCUAUAAUACGCCGUUUUUCAUGGACGGUUGUAACACACACAACAUGCAAACAAGACAGCACAAAACAAUCAAAACGUAAGUCACUAAACAGAUGACGGUCAGUGACUUAAGGCGUGUUAUAGAAAGAGUUCCCUCGGCGGUUUCACGUCGGUGAGAAUCGUAUGUUUCAACAUCGAAAGCUAGUGUGAAUGCGGCCUUAUUUAAACUUAUAUAUAAUAUGUAAUUCGCAACUCCGUGUAACAGACGUCAUGACAAAGUGGAGUAGUACGUUGUCUAUACUAGUCCCAUUGCAAGUUAAAUAGAUUUUGCAUAAAUAUGUUCCUGUAACGGCGUAAAUAGCGGUUUUUAUAAUGUUUAUAGUAAGUUAUCGAGAUACCUCUCACCUGUUGAACGCGGCGAAGGACGUAUAUUUUUUUACUAAUGGUGCUAGUGUUUGGUUGAGUCACUCGCCGCCGCGGUCGUCAGCCUCACAGUCGCCCGGCCCCGCUCCCGGUAUUAUGUUACUCGAUUAAUAAAACAAUUUUUGGUACGUUACAUUUUGUUUACUUUCAUAUUACUAUUAUAUUGUAAAUAAAAUAAAAGCUUUGGAUUUGA
Molecule: messenger RNA, 7009 nt
Organism: Danaus plexippus (monarch butterfly)
Lineage: Eukaryota; Metazoa; Arthropoda; Insecta; Lepidoptera; Nymphalidae
Gene: chico
Product: insulin receptor substrate 1
Exons: 13
Coding region: 658-3156 (832 amino acids)
Biological process (GO): insulin receptor signaling pathway
Cellular component (GO): cytosol; plasma membrane
Molecular function (GO): phosphatidylinositol 3-kinase binding; insulin receptor binding
Source: RefSeq, a predicted model, not a curated record